AUGACCAAUCAGCUUCGUUUGAUUUUCUCUCUCCUCUUCUCUUCAUUUUUCCCCUCCCCAAAUUAUUUGAAAAACCCCCCUCUUUCAACCCCUCCACCUCUUUUCACCAUGUCUGCCGAGGAGCACGAUGUCACUUUCGAGUCGGCUGAUGCCGGAGCUUCGCUCACCUACCCCAUGCAGUGUUCUGCUCUGCGCAAGAACGGCCACGUUGUGAUCAAGAACCGCCCUUGCAAGAUCAUUGACAUGUCUACCUCCAAGACUGGAAAGCACGGUCACGCCAAGGUUCACUUGAUCGCCACCGAUAUCUUCACCGGCAAGAAGCUUGAGGAUCUCUCCCCCUCCACCCACAACAUGGAUGUCCCCCACGUUAUCCGCAAGGAGUACCAGCUCCUCGAUAUCACCGAGGAUGGCUUCAUGUCCCUCAUGACCGACAGCGGUGACACCAAGGAUGAUGUCAAGGUCCCCGACAACGAGGUUGGUGAGAAGAUCAACCAGAUGUUCACUACCGAGGAGAAGGAGUGCAACAUCGUCGUCCUUACCGCCAUGGGCGAGGAGGCCGCUAUGGAGUGCAAGGAGGCCCCCAAGGCUUAAAUUUAAUACUUGGAUUUAUUACCUGUUAUGCCAACCUUUAUGUUCCACGAGGGCUCAAAGCCCGCCAAAAAUUUUAUCUUUCAUGGUUCAAAGGAGGAUACGAUUCUCUGAACGAUUAUUCCUAUUGCUUCAAGAUCUGUCCCCCACAUAACCUUGGAUGUGGGCUGGACCGAGAAUUGCUUUGGUUGGCAUGAUAUGUGUUGUCCGAACAGUUCUGAGUCUCAGCAUCUCAUGAUAGUGUGAUGAAUGAAUAAAUACUCAAUCUUGCUUGACUA
Messenger RNA from Penicillium crustosum, 866 nucleotides. Its product is annotated as Eukaryotic translation initiation factor eIF-5A. NCBI's taxonomy places the organism in Eukaryota, Fungi, Ascomycota, Eurotiomycetes, Eurotiales, Aspergillaceae. Gene Ontology annotation, biological process: positive regulation of translational elongation; positive regulation of translational termination. Gene Ontology annotation, molecular function: ribosome binding; translation elongation factor activity; RNA binding. The transcript is spliced from 5 exons. Bases 1 to 591 code for a protein of 196 amino acids. The record is from RefSeq and is a predicted model, not a curated record.